Trematosphaeria pertusa is the source of this 1134-nucleotide messenger RNA. RefSeq lists its product as uncharacterized. The transcript has 4 exons. The record is from RefSeq and is a predicted model, not a curated record. NCBI's taxonomy places the organism in Eukaryota, Fungi, Ascomycota, Dothideomycetes, Pleosporales, Trematosphaeriaceae. The coding region runs from base 1 to 1134 and encodes 377 amino acids.
AUGGCUUCUAAUACUAUCUCGAACCCUAACGUUGAUCCAGAAAAUAACGGAUCGAAGAGCUCACAAGGCUCGGGGGAUGUAGUCAUUAACGUCGACAGUCGUUCCCCGACCCUAGUCCCUUCGGAAUCCCGCCGUAAGUACUCCGCCGCCGCCACGACGAAAACUACCUGCAGCUCGCUUAAGUCCCCAGCCUCCACAUUAUCACCGGCGCAAAUCGAAGAAGAGAUAAGCAAGACCAUAACAAUACCAUUGCAGGAUUACCCCAAAGGUUACCCACUACAAGCGGCCUUUCAGUCGAGCGAGCCGAGCUGGUCGAUAUAUCGCGGCUUUAACUAUCUGCACUCUCGUGUCCUAUUAGAGCUGCAGGACGAGCUUCGCUGUCUGGAGGAGGAGCUCACCGACCUCGAUCUCAUCGAUCUAGAAAACGGUGAUGGAAAGCGGCUCCGGUCGCGGAAAGACGAUCUCCGGCAAGCGAAGCGCGAGAAAACUAAAAGCCAACGUGCGAGUCUGCUCGCUGCAAUACGGGAUAAGCUUGUCAACUAUGAUGAGAUCCUUGUGAAAGCCCGCGAGCUCAACGUCUUCCAACGUCCUUCGAAGCGCGACUAUCGAAGCUUCCGAACAUGGUUCUGGAACGUGAAGCCAUUGAACUACGAAUUGGAAGAGCAGUUCAUCAAGCGUAAAGAAGAUUUGAUAACCCUGCGUCACGGGCGAGAGUGGGCCGGCUUCGAUGGCUUUGUGGAGAGUUGUAUUAGGAAGAUCCACUGUCGGCUUACACAGAAACUCUUCGCAACCCCCGAACUCCGUGCAAAGACAAACGACGAAUGCAUAUACUACUACUCGCCCUCCCGCAUCGAGAAAUUGGUCGGCAUGAUAAUCACGCUUGUCGUUUUCAUACUGCUCGUGCUCCCUGUCGUCGCGAUGUACAAGCUGACUUGCAUCGGUGACCGCAACUCCACGUUCGAUGCCGUCGGAAUUCUCGUAGUGUUCACGCUCCUGUUCUCGGCGGCGAUGUCGCUGCUUACGAAGGCGAAGCGGCAUGAGCUGUUUGCUGCGAGUGCAGCGUAUUGCGCGGUGCUGGUGGUGUUUAUAAGUAAUUUUAAUGAUUCGAGGGGCCAGGGUGUUGGGCGAUCUUGA